AUGAACCAAGCAUCAAGUGGAGUAAAAUCCGCAUUGUGGAUAUCUCUUCUGCAUGGCUGCCUUUUUCUCAUCGCUGGUUCCGGAACAGAUGCUCCACUCGAUAAUACAACCAUGGACAUAUCAUCGCAGCGGUUCCGUUCAGAAUUCCUACAAGAAUGGCACAGUGCGCAAGACACACCAUACUUCGAUCCUAGUACACCAAGAAAUAUUACCGGCCUUGUUGGACAUCCGGUGAGACUACUUUGCAGAGUCAAGAAUUUACAAAAUAGAACCGUAUCUUGGGUACGUCACCGUGACAUCCAUCUUUUAACGGUAGGACGAUAUACUUACACGUCGGAUCAACGUUUCGAAGCUCAACAUAAGCCACGAUCAGAGGAAUGGGCGCUUCGUAUCCGCAGUCCACAGCGCCGUGACUCAGGCCAGUACGAGUGUCAAAUAUCCACAACACCCCCUAUAGGUCAUCCCGUUUUUCUUAACAUUGUCGAACCUGAGACAACGAUAUCGAGUGGUGCAGAAUUAUUUAUACAGUCAGGAUCGACUAUCAAUCUAACUUGUACUGUCCGACAUACACCCGAACCACCUACAUCUAUAACAUGGACACAUGGAGAUCAGAUAAUAAACUUCGAUUCAGCGCGAGGAGGGAUUUCUCUGGUAACAGAAAAAGGUCUUAAAAGCACCAGUCGUCUACUUGUCCAGCGAGCGAGGGGAUCAGAUGCUGGAGUUUACACAUGCGGUCCUAACAAUGCUCCCCCAGCAACAAUACGAGUACAUGUAUUAUCCGGUGAACACCCAGCAGCGAUGCAGCAAGGCAGUGCGCAGUCAUGUCUAGAUUUAUCAGCGUCAAUGCUUAUUUGUGUAUUAUCAUUAUAUACAUUAUUAACAAACCACAUGUACUUUGGAACGUGAAUAGUAAAAAAAUAAGUAAACUUAAAACUUC
Molecule: messenger RNA, 937 nt
Organism: Melitaea cinxia (Glanville fritillary)
Lineage: Eukaryota; Metazoa; Arthropoda; Insecta; Lepidoptera; Nymphalidae
Product: igLON family member 5-like
Exons: 6
Coding region: 1-906 (301 amino acids)
Biological process (GO): synapse organization
Cellular component (GO): neuron projection membrane
Source: RefSeq, a predicted model, not a curated record